Messenger RNA from Acipenser ruthenus (sterlet), 4302 nucleotides. Its product is annotated as Kv channel-interacting protein 1. Gene Ontology annotation, molecular function: potassium channel regulator activity; calcium ion binding; transmembrane transporter binding. NCBI's taxonomy places the organism in Eukaryota, Metazoa, Chordata, Actinopteri, Acipenseriformes, Acipenseridae. Gene Ontology annotation, cellular component: voltage-gated potassium channel complex. Gene Ontology annotation, biological process: regulation of potassium ion transmembrane transport. The transcript is spliced from 8 exons. Bases 655 to 1302 code for a protein of 215 amino acids. The record is from RefSeq and is a predicted model, not a curated record.
AUUGCACCUGGAUAAACUAUGCUGGAUUAUUCACAAACAGUCGCAACAACUUUCCUUCCACUAAACUAAAGGACAUCGCUGUAAACGAGAUGCAGCAACUCAGCGGGUCUAUUGAUAUACGUGCUAUUUCCUUACUGUUUCAUCCUUCUGGAGAAUAAAACCACAGUGGAGAAGUACACUGCUCGGCAAACUAGCUUUCCCCGGUGUUACAUUUAAUUAACGCAUUAAAAGCAAGCCCUCAUCCCAACGCACACCGAGCUCAACCUCCCGCGGAGCCCCUUCUUAGCCCGGUUGUGAGCGAGCUGAAGGCUGUGCAGAAUCACGCAGUGUAUCGGUUUGGAAGUACAGAGUCCCCGCCUCUCUCUCUCCCUCUCUCUUUCGCUGUCUUCGGGAAUCUUUUUUUUUUCCAGAGACCCUCUCGCAUUGCAGACGCUGAGCUCUCCCAGUCCCCUACGAUAGAAAAAGAGAGAAGCUCUUUGCUGGUCCGUAUUUUGGGUGAGACAGACGUGGAACUACGCUACACACCACACUGUUCUAUACUACAGUACACUACAAUACACUACACAACACGACGCUAAUUUAGCAUAAAGAGCGAGAAGCAAAAAGAGUAUUUUAGUCUGAGAGACGGAGAUACGCACAUACUCCAGUCUGGAGAUGGGAGUGGUGAUGGGAACGUUUUCCAUGCAAACCAAACAAGUGGGCUUUCGCAAAGACAAGGUGGAAGAUGACCUAGAGAUGACGACGGUGUGUCAUCGGCCUGAGGGGCUGGAGCAGAUGGAGGCACAGACCAACUUCACCAAAAGAGAGCUGCAAGUGCUCUAUCGUGGCUUCAAAAACGAAUGCCCGAGUGGUGUGGUCAAUGAAGAUACCUUUAAGCAGAUCUACGCACAGUUCUUCCCACAGGGAGAUGCCAGCAUGUACGCACACUAUCUCUUUAAUGCCUUCGACUCUGCUCACAAUGGAUCUGUCAAAUUUGAGGAUUUUGUGAUGGCGCUCUCAAUCCUGCUGAGAGGGUCAGUGAGGGAGAAGCUGAGUUGGACCUUCAACCUGUAUGACAUCAACAAGGAUGGCUACAUUAACAAGGAGGAGAUGACUGACAUUGUGAGAGCCAUUUACGACAUGAUGGGCAAGUACACAUACCCAGUGCUGAGAAGAGACGCGCCACGGCAACAUGUCGACACCUUUUUCCUGAAAAUGGAUAAAAACAAAGAUGGAGUUGUAACAUUGGACGAGUUCAUCAUGUCUUGUCAAGAAGAUGAAAACAUCAUGCGAUCCCUGCAGCUCUUUGAGAGUGUGAUGUAAGAGGGAGGACGGGCGGUUCAAAGACCAUGAACUCUGUGUUUGACCCUGAGUCCGGGGCUGAGGCAGGAGUGAACUGGGACCCCCUUCCACCCUGGUGGAGAGCCCAGGACACCCCUGUUUAUUCAGGGGGGAGGGGGCUCCCCUGGGCAGACCCUGGAGACUCAGGGGUGGCAUGGGGUUGGGGGUUCAGAGCUAGGGGUCUGAGGACUGGAGUCUCCUGCCCCACUUUUUUCUACCGCAUGUUGUUGUUUUCUCAGUUUGUCAGGAGGGCAGGCAUCAUGGGUGAGUGGGUGGGCGGUACUUUCAGUUUUCUUUUUCAACUUUUUGUUGCCUAUAGCAAAUGAAGAAAUAAAAAAAAAUUGCAAGCAAAAAUCUAGCUAGCAAUCUUGAUCAUGGGCUGCACUGUAAUAAACAAUAAACAAUCCUACACGGAUUCUUUAAAAUAUACAGGUCCUGAAAUCAGGAUGCCACUUUGUAAUGUUGCUGUGAAGAAAACAGAACAAUGAAACAGGUGUAGGCAAAUAAUGGCUGUCACUUUCCAACAGCAGCAGUUUAGUGGAAUACUGACUUUCUGACCAAUGUAUAUAAAGGCAAACAUGAUAGGUUUGCAAUGCCAAAAUGAAUGGCUUUGCAGCAAUACUCGUCCUUUAGAUCUGCAAAGGCACAAAAGUCUACUCCUUUUCUAAACAGAAAUAAAAACUGUGCUUGUUUUCCAACUAGCUAUAUAAAAUAUUGCAGCUACGGGUAAAUAAAGCCAUUAAAUACUAUUUUAGAUUUUUAAAGUGGGCAUUACAAAAUGUUUUUCAAACUUUGUGAAGCAGACAUUGGACCUUAGUAAAUCCUGAAGUUCUAUGCUUUAUUUGAUGCCUUAUUAAUGUUAAUUAAUACUGUGCAUCGAGUUCACGAGCCAGGGACAAUUUGGUAGUUACACUGUAAUUGCACAAUCAUUCGUAGGUAAUUGCAGUGCGACAAUCUGCUUUGACAGCAGCACUGAACCCGUUCAGUCAUAGAGCCGUACUUCUGUCUGACACUCCUGUUUGUUAGCGUCAGUCCAGUUCCUUGUGUGUGUAUAUAAGUACAGCAAAAGAUGCGUGUGAGAGCAUUAUGUGUUUCAGACCAUGUUGUCCUCAGUAGUAAAUAAAAGCAUGAAAAAAAACUAGGGAGAGUAGAAUAAAAGUAUGAAUGUAGUUUUAUUUUCUGCUGCUGCUAUUUAGGCGUAGGAUUAUUUUUAAGAAAGAACCUGCAUUUUAUUUGGAUAAUGACAUGGCUGUCGAUAGCAAGUCCUUGUGAUUGCAUCUUCAAACAUUCAAUUAUAAGUUAGAGGGUAGUACGGAUACAGUGUGUAUGUUAUGUGGGUGUGUAUGUAUGCUUGCAGGCACAUCUCACUCCACUUAAGACUUACACCAGACAAAAGGCUGACACCACAGUGAUUCAACUUCAGAAUCACAAGUUACAAUUUAAAGUCGGAUGGAGAAAAAAUGUCUAUUACAGAGGAUUUUGAUGGGAGGGGACAGUUAUUACUCCUCAGUGGCAUCUAGCUCAUGUGAGCCACAUCUUUACCACAUCAGGAAAUGUGCUCUAUCUGCAGCUGACAGACCUCCUACUGGCAAGAACACAGCCAUGAAGCUUUCUGAACUGACCAAGUAUGAAUUCUGCAUUGCAACCGUGUAGUUCUAUAGUGAAAAGUGCUAUUUUAUUACAUUUAAUUGUUUAUCAUUACAAAAUCUAUAUGUUUGCAUGUGAUUAAUGGCUUUUUGAUAAUGAAUUCUACUUUUAGCACCAAUAGGUUUUAAAACAAAACGUUCUGCCACUGGUUUUUUUCCAUUAAUAUGAAAUAAAAUAAAGCAUUGUCUAAAGAUGUGCCUGUGGGCAUGUAUCGACAGUAUGCAUAAAUGCAUGGAUGAGCUGGAGUGUUUGCCUGUGUUUUUAAAUGUUAAUAAUUAAGUUGCAGCUGAAAGAAGCCAAGCUCCGUUCGUAUUCGUUUGAUGUUCAUGUUGUAAUUCAAAUCCCCCAAAACCCCCCCCGCCCAAAAUCAUUCCCCCAGAAGCCCCAGCCUGACCGACUGAGCAAACCGUUUUCAGUGUUUCUGAGUAUGUUUGUGUAACUUCCUGUGGGUUUCGUGUGGUCCUGUCUUUUGUUCCAAAGAGAUGUUAUUGUUUGUACUGACACUGGUAAAAAAAAAUAAUAAUAAAUUCCACCAACCCACCAAAACCUGAGACUGGAAAUCAUAUUAACGUUGACUACUAGAGUUCUGUUAGGGAAAAUGCACCAUUCUUAACAUUUUGAUUAGAUCAUUCAAAUCGGCCUCUUUGGGUACCAGGUUCAUGCAAUUUAAACAUCUAUCAAUGCACAGGUGUCUCUAAAGUGUAUUUCUAUCAGUAAUGUAAUGCUGUUUACAUCAGCUGAAUAGUCGCCAACUGUACGUCUCUUCCAGUUCCCAUUGUGCUCAAAAUGGGUUAAAAGGAGGAGUGUGUACAAACAGUUUAGGGUUGCCUGCAGUACUAAACACAACUGAUUUUUUUUUUUUUUUUUACAAUUGGCACCCUGCAUUGUAAGAGACUGUUGGCUAUGCUAUUGAGAGUGCGUUGGGUCUUGCCUCUUUGUUCUAGUAUCUGUAGUCCCUGUCUGUGUCUAUGUGGUAGUCAGUUUGUGUUCUGUCCUGGAGGUGACCAUCUGGUUUCUCUGAACAACGAUAUUAUUAUUGAACACUGUGAGCCUCUCAGACAAAGAAAGAAAGAAAGAAAGAAAGAAAGAAAGAAAGAAAGAAAGAAAGAAAAGAAAACCUGUCCAUGAGAGUUUAGGAGUCCAAGCCAUGGCAACACGUUGAGAAAUACUCUUUCAGGGGUUGUGAACCCACCAAUGCCAUCCAAUCAGCUUCAUCCACUCAUCAAUGCUUUUGGUUAAUUCACUGAAUGAGUCUAAAGAAAAAAAAAUGUAAUUUUUUUCCUGCUGAGAUGUUGUAUAAAGAAUAUUUAACAAUAAACUUUUGAGAGAACUUUU